Molecule: messenger RNA, 1662 nt
Organism: Suillus bovinus
Lineage: Eukaryota; Fungi; Basidiomycota; Agaricomycetes; Boletales; Suillaceae
Exons: 8
Coding region: 1-1662 (553 amino acids)
Source: RefSeq, a predicted model, not a curated record
AUGACUGAAGAGAAUCCUUCUCGGAAGAAGCGUUGGGGGUUGUGGAAGCGAAGUCAUUCAAACCCCCGUUUGGCAGAGGAGGGAGGCCAGAGGGCAGCCAGUGAUUCUUCCUCUCUCCCGCCUUCAAGCAAUGGAUCUCGUAAAGGAAUAUCACGGAUUUUUCACAAGUCAUUUUACAAGUCUGCUCGAAGCGCUCGACAGUCCCCCAACCCUGAACCCACGGUCGCAAGUUCCAGUGGUAUCCCACCCGUCGAAACAAUUCAGGAUCCUUCACCUCUGGUCCCUUCCACUCUCAAACCGAAUCCUGACCAGUCUUCCAAUUCAGGCAUCGCAAAGGCGCAAUUACCACCUGAUACGACGCUUGUAACAGAAACGCUCGCACACGCCAAAACAGGUGUCGCAGGCAUCAGCCCUGUUCGAGGAAUUGUUCAAAAUACUGCUUCAACAAUCGGCGACCUACAGUCCGAUUCUGAUACGAUCAACCAGUUCUCCGCGAUUCUUAGUACCCUGAAGACGUUCCACGCCGUUGUUGACCAGAUUGCAAAUCUCCACCCCUAUGCAAAACUAGCAUUGACUAUCUUGACGCAAGCAUCCAAGAUGAUCCUCGAUCAGGCGAACCUGGAUAGUGCUGUGUAUGAUCUGCUCGAUAAGGUCUCGAAUGUGUAUGUCUCGGUGAUAGAAAAGAAGGCAUUGGCCAACAUUUCGUCCAUGAUUGAGAUAUACACAAAGAUAGCAGAACAUACGCUCAAGUGUGCGGAAUUCGUCGUGCAUCAUUCGGAGACGAAGAGUUUCGGGAAACGACUUGGCAAGCACGUCUUCAAGGACACGGAUGCUGAGAUUCGCAAUUACAGUGAUGCUCUCGAAGAUCUCAUGAAACAAUUCCAAUAUCAAGCGAUUGGUGAUGCCGUGAUCAUGCUGGCAGAUUCAGCCGAGGAUCGGGAUCUCAGGGACAUGGAGUAUGCAGCUCGUGCUGGACUGAAUACAUUCAAGUGUUGUCUGGAAGGUACUCGGAAAGAGCUUUUGACGGAGAUCAAGUCCUGGAUUGGCAGUACUGAGAAGGACGUGCCACGUGUCUUGUGGUUGUCUGGCACCGCAGGGAAAGGAAAAUUGGCCAUCGCCCAUACAAUAGCUAAAUGGUCUAAGGACUUCGGGGGUCUGGGAGCUUGCUUCUGCUUCGACCGUACACGAGACGCGGAUCGACUCCAUGAGAAGAUAUUCACCACAAUUGCACGUGACUUGGCUGACCACAAUCCUAUCAUACGGAGAGCGUUGGCACAUGCGCUUCACGAUCACAAUGAAUUGAAAUACACUGCAGACAUCGCCAGCCAGUGGCAGGAGUUGGUCGUGGGACCGAUACAAACGGCCUGGAAUAAUCAAGAUAUAGCUCCACCUGUCCUAAUUGUUAUCGAUGCAUUAGACGAGAAUCGUGACGCAACUUCGCAAGAACAGAUUCUUCGUUUACUUGCUGGAAAGCUGCGCGCUUCUUCGUUGCAGCUAACCAACCUUCCAGCAAACCUCCGUAUUCUCAUCACUUCUCGUCCACUCGGAGACAUUCGCGACAUCCUGGGCUCCACGCCACAUCUUCGUCAUAUUCCCAUAGAUGAUAUUCCGACUGCGUCACAUUCGCCUUUAUAUCUCCGACAAGCUAGCCGGUCUACGUGA